AUGUUGAGGAGCUUCACUGAAAAAAGCAAACAAUUGAAAGCAGAAAUGGCGAUGAGUAGAAGCAUUACGGGAACUCUUCCUGUGAUGCGCGACACUGAGAAUCGAACCUCUGACGACUCCGGGCUCACCAGUGACGACACCAGCGAGCGUCGCCAACUUGGUGACAGUGUCAUCGAGAUUGCUACGCCAAGGCAGCAGCGAAAACCAGGUCAAAAGACCUACCUCGACGUCUAUAUCCGGGGAGCCCGAAUACGAUCCCAUGUGCGUCUUCGGAAGGAAUCAAUCGAAAUGGAAAAGGGAUCGUCGACCAGUGACUCUUCUCCUUGGGAAGAGAAGGCAAAACCGAUCCCUGUCCCACGAAAGCUCACCGGGAAUAAUAAUUUUAUGGAACGAGAUAGCCUGAAUUCUUAUGCAGACGACUAUGAGUUUGACGUCGAUGAUGAGAUUUUUGACGAAAUCGCCUCUCCUGCUGAUAGGGACGGAAAUGUCAAAUACAAUGGAUAUGUGAACCUUUCCGAUUUCGUCGCCAUUCGUGACGAGGGGAACUCAUACACUGACAUCGUGAAAACUCCAGCCGAACGUCCACCUCUGCCGGAACAUAGGCCAAAGCCCUGGGAGUCGAGACUGCUUCACUUGGCGUCCGAGUGCUUGUCAGUGAGUGAUUGCGGUGACUGCGGCGACAUCCCAUGCACCAGCACCAAUUCGCCCAAUCACCGAAACUCCAACAACCCUACCGCGGUAAACUCUUUCAGAUAUAUCGAUUAUAUGUCUCCCUAA
This is a messenger RNA of Cooperia oncophora, 777 nucleotides long. The record is from the annotation of a GenBank genome assembly. NCBI's taxonomy places the organism in Eukaryota, Metazoa, Nematoda, Chromadorea, Rhabditida, Trichostrongylidae.